This is a messenger RNA of Drosophila santomea, 2734 nucleotides long. Its product is annotated as probable serine/threonine-protein kinase DDB_G0267686. The record is from RefSeq and is a predicted model, not a curated record. The transcript is spliced from 3 exons. The coding region runs from base 400 to 2547 and encodes 715 amino acids. NCBI's taxonomy places the organism in Eukaryota, Metazoa, Arthropoda, Insecta, Diptera, Drosophilidae.
AGGUUUGCGACUGUUUGCCCGAAACAGUCGACGAAAUCCGGUGCUCGCGAGCGGUUGUAAUUAACGGUAAAGCUAUAGUUGUUUCGACGCAAUAUUGCGCGCGUAACGGGAAAAAUACGGAGCCGUAAAAGCGCAACAGCGCCUUUGAAAUAGCGUUAAUGAAAAGUAGUAAACACAGUGCUAAAUGAAAGAUAAUGAGACGCAGUCGACAGGACCCAAGAAGACGAUGUUGAUUGAGUGCAUUUCACGUGACAUUCCCUGAGAGUCAGCUUCAGAAAUCGCUAGAAAGCUGAAGUAAAGCUCAAGUGACGAGCUCGACUGCAUAGCUCUGUACAUACAUAUAUAGUAACAUAUUUAAAGCAACCAAGCAAUCCAUCGAUCGGUUGAGAGGCGUGGCAAAUGAACUUCAAUCCGGCCAGCGUGGUAGCCGCCGCAGCAGCAGCCGCACAUCAGACGUCCCAUCUGCACCAUCAUCAUCACCACCACCAUCCGUAUUUAAGCCACCCGCAAUUGCAGAACCACCAAAACGUCACCCGGCCACAAGCACAGCAACAACAGCUGAUUCCACUGCCCGUCGGCGUAGGAGGAAGUUUACCAGUGGGUGGUGGCACUGGCAGUGGUGGCGGCGGCGGCGGCGAUACAUCGCCCAAAAUCAUGGAGUGGACCAACGACGAUGCUCUGGAGCUGAUUGAGCAGUAUCGCUGCCAUACAGAGCUCUGGAAUCGCGCCGAUCCCAAGUAUAAGGAUAAACUAUGCCGAUUCCGGGCGUGGUCGGAAAUAGCCGAGCGUUUUGGUUGCAGCAAGGCGGAGGUUGAGCGGAAGAUGAACGUGCUCCUCACGCAGUAUCGCCGCGAGAAGCACAAAAUGUUCGUGAAGAUAUACCAGGGCAUCCAGCCCAAUCCGUCCAAGUGGUAUGCCUUCAAGCGAUUCGAUUUCAUGGAGGCGGGCGGCGGAAGCCUAAGCGGCGGUGGAUCCGCUGGCUCCGGUGUUAAUGCUCCCAGCGGCAACCUGGUGCCGAAUCCCGUUUCCUCAUCCGCAGCGGCUGCAGCCCACAACGGGCUGAACGGACUGGCUGCCGCGGCAGCGGCCUACGAGAGCGGUACGAUUGCAGCGGCGGGCAACGGAGGAGCACCACCCACUGUGCCAGGUGGCGGAGCACCUGGCUCUCAGACCGUCAUGCAGCACAGACGCAUCAAGACCAAAGAGCUGAAAUAUUUCGGAGCGAUGGGCCUGAACAUACCCAUGUUGAUAGCGAGCAGCCAGACGCUGGACAGUUGGAAUACAGCGGGUCAGUACUCGCCGCCGAUAUCGGGCUCCGGCGGCGGUGGCUCGGAGCGAGGAGGAAGUGGUGGAGGUGGUGGCGGAGGUGGCGGAGUGCCGCCACAGCAACUGCGAGUUCCCCUGCCCAUGAGCUAUCAUGGCGGACCUGGUGGUGGCAGCAGCAGUAGUGAUUUCCAGCAGAGUCCUCUGAAGACCAUGGACACCUCGGACAAUGAGGACAACAACAAUACCAAGGAGGACGUGGCGGCGGCCGCGGCACUGGGACAACUGGCUGCCAAGGUCGAGCUGCGAUCUCCGGCGGGCGGAGGUCCUGGCGGCGGCGGGUCGAGUAGUAGGGACGCCAAUGAUCUGGCCAGCGAUCCCAUCAAGUCCGACCGCACUCUAAGCGAAGCUGGCAGCAGUCCCAUACCGAAUACCAACAUGCACGAGGCGCACAAGAAUCACCUGCUUAACAGUCCCGCCGGCGGAAGGGCGGUCACGCCAAGGCAGGCGCAUGAGCAGCUGCACCACCAUCCGCACACGCAGCACCACCUGCAACAGCAGCAGCAACAGCUGCAGCAGCAGCAGCAACAGCAGCAGUUGCAACAGCAACAGCAGCAACUGCAACAGCAUCAGCAGCAGCAGCAGUUGCAUCACGGCCACGACGAAUUGGACAUCAAGCAGGAGUUGGUGGACUAUUUCCAUGGCCAAGCGGCUGGUGGUGGCGGUGGUGGUGUUGUCGGACCUGCACCACCGCCACCACCCGAAUCGCAUCGUUCCUAUAGCUCAGCGGGCGAGGAGAGUCGCCUUCAGUUGGCGGACAUGGCCCAGGACCUGAGAGUCGCCCAGGCGAAGGCCAAUUUCGGUGCUUUCAUCCUGCCACCCAGAGGCAGUGACGCCAGCACAACCGCCAUGCCCUUAAAUAUGCGAAAGCUUACCGGUGCCGGCAGUGCGGGGCAUAUGCUAAUGAAUUCUCUGCUGGGCUCCAGGGAGAGCAUGUCGGACGGCGAGGAACCCGAUCCGGAUAACGAUGAGGCCACCGAAUCGGCCGCCAGUCCGGGGCACAUAAAGAGCAGUGUUUCUGCCCAGGCGGCCGUUGCAGCGUCCGCCUUUUACGCAGAGUCCCUGAAUCGGGAUGAUUGCGAUUUCAUUGGCUCGAACGUGUCCCUCAAACUGCGAGCCAUGGACCGCACGCAGCGGAUCAUUGCGGAGAAGCUGAUCAGCGAAGUCUUGUACUACGGGCAAUUCAACGAGCUGGAACGCUCUGCCCGGAUACAGCCCAAGUGACAGUGGCGCCCCAAGAAGUGGACGGCAGCAAUGGGGAACGGAAGUAGUGGGGCCGUGGGUCUGGGCCUGGGCAUCGGUGUGGGUUUGAGCAGGAUCAGGCUGGGCAGGAGCCUCCUCGCCCCGCAGCAUGGCAAGUGAAUUCCAUUUGAAAUAGUCAACAGAGAGGGUAGGCAAAUACAGAAACCAA